CAGAUCCUGCUAGUAAGAACAAUGGGGAUUUUACAAAAUAGGGUGACCCUAGAAAACUAGAAGAACAGGGGGCUGUCAAAUGGCAACCAAGCACAGAGCAUUGUAGGCAGGAGUAGGCUUAGGAGAUAGGGAAUGGUAUCCAAAAAGGACCAGGCACUGCUGGAAGGUGUGGAGACUGGCAGGUGGGUCUAGAAGUCCUUCUGACUACCAACAACCAACAGAAGUCAAUUCUGAGAUUGCAGAUGUACCUGGCCUAGCCCAACCCACCAAACACAUCCACUAUGAGGCAAAUGCUUACAAUGACUUGGAUCACAAAGAUCUAGCUAUAUAGGGAUCUAUGCAAUCUCUGAUAGAUUCCUAGAUGGGUGACAGCCUGAGUCCUGAGCCAUUCUCCCACUGUUUACAAAGUCCCUAACCAGCACUGAUCUAACUGGCUUUCCUAUUCCAGAACCCAUGAAUGAUCAGGAGACGGCCUGGGAAUAAAAAUUAACCUGAAACCUACUGAAGGAGAAGGGGCUGUCCUCACCUAGAAAAGACAAAGUUCCUGGGAAAUGCACAUAUUUGUUGGGUCCCUAAGUAAUUCUAUACUGUACUCUAGCACCCAGACUGGUAUUCCUGGGUACCAAACAUUUUCUGCACCUACUAUGGAGGUUGGGCAAAAUGGCAUUUUCGGUGCCCUGCCACGGGCCCCCUCUCAAGAUAUCUGGCCAUAAUAUUUAGUGUGCUUGGGAUUGUAAUGCCUGGAUGUUUAGAUGGGGUGGAAGAGUGGAGCUGGGAACUCAGGCAGGAGGUCAGUGAGUGGGGCAGCAAGUCUUAAGCUGUGCUUUUCCUUGCUGUAGGUAGCAGAGCUCAAAGGCAGUAGAGAUUAGUGGCUGGAGGAUUUACUGGGCCACACUCAGUCUUGUAGCAGGGCAUCUGCCAAAGCCCAGCACAGACUCAGAAGCUUUCUCCCAGAUCCAGUCCAGAAAUGCAAAGACUUUUCCCUCCAUUUCAAAAACGGGCUCACCCUCUUUUCCUCAUAAUUUUCCCCAAAAACCUGGAGACUGUGGGAAGUGCCCUAUCCUAGUUUUCUCCAACCCCAAGGCAGCUGCCCUGGAGGUCCAGAGUCCCCGCCACAGUCAUGCUCUAGGCCUCAUCCUGACCAGGGCCCCCUUAUUUUCCGGUGCUUAACACUUAGCCAACUGAAGGCACAGCCCUUCCCCACAGCCUGCUCUACAGCAAGGCUCACCAGUUCGGGCUAGUUUGGGGCGGGAACUUGGGAGUGCCUAGAAGUUAUGAGGGCGGGGACACAAACCCAUCUUUUAAAGACCUGGAACUGGCCCUAAGGCAACCUCGGAUCAGGGCGGUCCAGGGAAUAGAACCGGACCCAAUUUCCCUGUCUGAGCGGCCGGAGGGCAUCAUGGGACGCUACCGCAUCAGCGUGGCGACGGGGGCCUGGCUCUUCUCUGGGUCGCACAACCGCGUGCGGCUGUGGCUGGUUGGGGCGCACGGGGAGGCGGAGCUGGAGCUGCAGCUGCGGCUAGCGCGGGGCGAGGUGGAGGAGUUUGACCUUGACGUUCCCCAGGACUUGGGACCUCUACAGUUCGUGAAGUUGCGCAAACAGCACUCACUGGUGGACGACGCGUGGUUCUGCGACUGCAUCACGGUGCGGGGCCCCGGAGCCUGCGCCCAGGCGGCCUUCCCCUGCUACCGCUGGGUGCAAGGCCAGGGCGUCCUGAGCCUGCCCGAGGGCACCGCCCGUCUAGCAGGAGACAAUGCCUUGGAUGUCUUCCAGAAACAUCGAGAGAAGGAACUGAAAGAAAGACAACAGAUGUACUGCUGGGCCACCUGGAAGCAAGGUUUACCCCAAACAAUAGCUGCAGACUGUAAGGAGGAUCUACCUCCAAAUAUGAGAUUUCAUGAGGAGAAGAGACUGGACUUUGAAUGGACACUGAAGGCAGGGGCUCUGGAGAUGGUCCUCAAACGUGUUUGCACCCUCCUGAGCUCCUGGAACUGCCUAGAAGACUUUGAUCAGAUCUUCUGGGGCCAGAAGACUGCCCUGGCUGAGAAGGUUCACCAGUGCUGGCAGGAUGAUGAGCUUUUUGGCUACCAGUUACUCAAUGGUGCCAACCCCAUGCUGUUGAGACGCUCCACCGCUCUGCCCUCCAGGCUGGUGCUGCCCUCAGGGACAGAGGAGCUGCAGACCCAAUUGGAGAAGGAACUCCAGAAUGGUUCCCUGUUUGAGGCUGACUUUAUCCUGCUAGAUGGAAUUUCAGCCAAUGUGAUCCAAGGAGAAAAGCAGUACCUGGCUGCCCCCCUUGUCAUGCUGAAGAUGGACCCCAAUGGGAAGCUGCUACCCAUGGUCAUCCAGAUUCAACCUCCCAAUCCCAGCUACCCAACCCCAACACUGUUCCUGCCCUCAGAUCCUCCACUUGCCUGGCUCCUGGCCAAGAUCUGGGUCCGAAGUUCAGAUUUUCAACUGCAGGAGCUCCAGUAUCAUUUGCUGAACACUCAUCUAGUGGCUGAGGUCAUCGCUGUCGCCACCAUGAGGUGCCUCCCAGGACUGCACCCUAUUUUCAAGCUCCUGGUCCCCCAUAUCCGCUACACUAUGGAAAUCAACACCCGGAGCCGAACUCAACUCAUCUCAGAUGGAGGAAUCUUUGAUCAGGCAGUGAGCACAGGUGGAGGGGGCCACAUACAGCUGCUCCGUCGGGCAGUGGCUCAGAUGACAUACUGCUCCCUCUGUCCUCUGGAUGAUCUGGCUGACCGGGGUCUUCUGGGAAUCCCAAGUGCUCUGUAUGCCCAGGAUGCUUUGCGGCUCUGGAAGAUCAUUGCCCGGUAUGUGGAGGGGAUCGUACAUCUCUUCUACCAGAGGGAUGACGUCGUGAGAGGGGACCCUGAGCUGCAGACCUGGUGUCGGGAGAUCACUGAGGUGGGGCUGUGCCAGGCUCAGGACCGAGGUUUUCCUAUCUGUUUCCAGUCCCAGGCUCAACUCUGCCAUUUCCUUACCAUGUGUAUCUUCACAUGCACUGCCCAGCAUGCAGCCAUCAACCAGGGCCAGCUCGACUGGUAUGCCUGGGUCCCUAAUGCCCCAUGCACAAUGAGGAUGCCUCCACCCACCACCAAGGAGGAUGUGACAAUGGCCACAGUGAUGGGGUCACUACCUGAUAUCCAGAAGUCCUGUCUUCAAAUGACCAUCACAUGGCAUCUGGGUCGCCGCCAGCCAGACAUGGUGCCUCUGGGGCAUCACAAAGAAAAAUAUUUCUCAAGCCCCAAGGCCACAGCUGUGCUAAGCCAAUUCCGAACAGAUCUGGAAAACUUGGAAAAUGAGAUUACAGCUCGGAAUGAACAACUUGAACUACCCUAUGAAUACCUGAAGCCCAGCUGCAUAGAGAACAGUAUCACUAUCUGAGCCCUGAGGUGCCCUCACCUGGAAGAUUUCACAUAAUGU
Molecule: messenger RNA, 3430 nt
Organism: Castor canadensis (American beaver)
Lineage: Eukaryota; Metazoa; Chordata; Mammalia; Rodentia; Castoridae
Gene: Alox12
Product: arachidonate 12-lipoxygenase, 12S type
Biological process (GO): lipid oxidation
Molecular function (GO): oxidoreductase activity, acting on single donors with incorporation of molecular oxygen, incorporation of two atoms of oxygen; iron ion binding; protein binding
Source: RefSeq, a predicted model, not a curated record